Aphanomyces invadans is the source of this 1368-nucleotide messenger RNA. RefSeq lists its product as hypothetical. The coding region runs from base 1 to 1368 and encodes 455 amino acids. Gene Ontology annotation, cellular component: nucleus. The record is from RefSeq and is a predicted model, not a curated record. The transcript has 7 exons. Lineage: Eukaryota; Oomycota; Saprolegniomycetes; Saprolegniales; Verrucalvaceae.
AUGCGCGAGAUCUUCGACACGUUCCUGACGGACCCGGUCUUGCUGAGCGAAGACGUGUUCGCGCUGUGGCUCGAGGGACAGAACACAUCGAAUGCUUUGGAGAUUCGCUUCCGGUCGUAUGCCCACCCACCCCCUGUGUCGUCCACGUUGGACUAUAGUGAAACAAACGAGCUGGACCAGUUGCGCGACUUGAUUUGGCGGGACACUGUCGACCAGUACCGCCUCUUUGAGAAGCUCGAGAUGUACUUGAUGCAGCCGCUUCUCCUACGAACGCAGCUGCUGUUCCAAAUACCACCAUGGCAACAGCUCGAGAUGACGGAAAAGUACUACGGGUUUGAUGGAGCCGUCGUACGGAGGCUUCUGGGCAAGAAGCUCACGUCCCGCGCGCAGAAAGAUUUGGACGAAGUGAGCGAGAACUCGCUUCGAACGCUGAAGAACUGUCGACGCCAGUUUGAAAACCUUCGUCGCGUGUAUGUGUUCCUGGAAGAGAAGAAUUUUCAGGGUCCGCUCACUCGGCUCAUCUGCGAACAGUUUUUGAUCUCGGAGAAGCUGGCGGCCAAGUAUGCGUGCGUGGUGUUUUUGCUGCAUGGGCGCUUCGAAGUGCAUCCGUCGCACAAGCUCGUGGGAUUUUUGUCUUGGCACGACGUGCAGUUCUUUGCCGCACUGCUCAUGGGCCAUUGGGUCGCUCCAUCGACCAAACGACAUCACCACUCGAAACUCGACGCCGCCGCCUCGGUGAAACCUCUGUCGUUUUCUGUGCUCACCGAGAGCUCCUCGACGCUUUCCAACGACGGGCACUCGUCGCUCGACUGGCCCAACUUGGCCUUCCUCGAAGCCCGCGUCACGCCCAUGAGUGCCCGCGCAUGCGUCGGCGUCGAUCUCAACCAGCGCAUGACCAACUCAUUGCGAGAUUUGAAGGCGCACUUUUUGAACGAUGCCGACACCCUCAACGAGUAUCGCAACCUCGUCAUGUCGGUGUUGCAAGUGUCGUUGCACGGCAAUCAACUGGAGCACCUGGGGCUGAAAAUGCUGGUCGUGAUUCGUGGGCUGUUGGCGAUCGGGGCCGGUUUGUCCCAGCCCAAGGAACUCAAAGACUUGAUCGAAGACCUUGUCGAUGCGGCCGGGAUCGUGUUCAAGGACUCCAAGCUCCGCCUCGAUGACAUCGACGUCAUCUUUUCAGCGUUGAUCGAGUGGGGACGUCGACUCGCGAUUCUCGGUGGACUGAUUCGUGGUGUGCCUAGUUCUCUCGGCUCGAUUGACGUGUGGUAUUUGAAUGCGGACGACACGCGGCUGCACUUGCUCGCGAGCUGGGAAUUGUUCCUCAGCGUGUGCCGGGCCAUUCUCGUUACAAUUUAUGACCGCAUCUAA